Messenger RNA from Ilex paraguariensis (yerba mate), 420 nucleotides. The record is from the annotation of a GenBank genome assembly. Lineage: Eukaryota; Viridiplantae; Streptophyta; Magnoliopsida; Aquifoliales; Aquifoliaceae.
AUGGAUAGUAACAACUGGAGGCCAGCUGCUCAAGGUGUUGAGCAGGUGGCGAUGGACGCAGGUGAUUGGAGGAGUCAGCUGCAACAAGAUUCUCGACAGAGGAUUGUUAACAAGAUAAUGGAGACCCUGAAGAGGCAUCUUCCGUUCUCUGGACAAGAGGGACUACAAGAACUUAAGAAAAUUGCAGUAAGGUUUGAGGAAAAGAUUUAUACUGCUGCCACAAGCCAGUCGGAUUAUCUGAGAAAAAUAUCUCUUAAGAUGCUGACAAUGGAGACAAAAUCCCAAAACCCCAUGGGCAAUUCCUUGCAGUCCACCUCUGCCAGUAAUAGCAAAAAUCCCCCAGAUCCAGGUAAUAGGAUAAAAGUGAUUAGACAUUGUGCAUGUCUCGAUGUCAUAUUCACUAGUGUUUGUGAACCUUAA